AUGAGUAAUACUGCAACAACAACUGAUGCUUUUAUCAAACCGCUGAAAGUAAAUAAAUGGGAAACAAAUGCUCUAAAAAAUGCACUAGAUGAUGCAUGCAAGAAGUAUUUCAAAGAGACUCUGAAUUUUGUAGAAGAUUACUCAUUAGUGGAUCGCCGUCUUUAUAUAUCAUUAUUUGCAUGCUUAUUCUCAAUAUUUGCUCUAAUUUAUGAUUGGUUUUAUCCAUUUCCGAAAUCUCGUACAGUUCUGAUUGUUUGUGUAAUCUCAUAUUUUAUUCUCAUUGGUAUUCUUACAUUAUAUAUGUACUUUAUUGAACGUGGUAGAUUUUUUAAUGGUAAACUCAUUGAUAAAACUGGUCUUGAUCCUGGAUUACGAUGUAUAAUAAGUUCUAAAUUAAAAAAAUAUGAUGAUAAAUAUAAUUUAACUUUGGAAUACAACGAAGGUACAAAUAAAUCAACAGGUUCAUCAGGAGCAUUAAUUAGUUCUGUAGGCAAUUAUUUUGAUAAUAAUGGUGUUUUAUGUUAUGAUCGGUUUACGAAUGAUUUAAAAAAGAUUUAUGAUCAAGCACGAUUGAAUGCUCGUAAAACGAAGUAA
This is a messenger RNA of Rotaria sp. Silwood1, 594 nucleotides long. The record is from the annotation of a GenBank genome assembly. Lineage: Eukaryota; Metazoa; Rotifera; Eurotatoria; Philodinida; Philodinidae.